This is a messenger RNA of Osmerus eperlanus (European smelt), 1402 nucleotides long. RefSeq names its product FtsJ RNA 2'-O-methyltransferase 1 (gene ftsj1). Gene Ontology annotation, cellular component: cytoplasm. Gene Ontology annotation, biological process: cytoplasmic translation; tRNA methylation. Bases 294 to 1301 code for a protein of 335 amino acids. The record is from RefSeq and is a predicted model, not a curated record. Gene Ontology annotation, molecular function: tRNA methyltransferase activity. The transcript is spliced from 11 exons. NCBI's taxonomy places the organism in Eukaryota, Metazoa, Chordata, Actinopteri, Osmeriformes, Osmeridae.
GGCAACAAUUGGGGUCCUACCGAUGUCAACACGGAAAACAUGUCUAGCUAGUGAGCUAGAUCCCAACGUGUAACUAGACAUUUCAGAUGUAGAAAACGAGUACACGUGUAUAGUUGUUAAACCUUUUAUGCUAAUAUUUUAAUAUUUGAUUGAAUGUCAGCUAGCUAGUUAGUUUUCUUUUUGUGAACGUUAGGCUAAGACUUUCCGCAAGAUUCGUUCAGUAAGAAGCUAGCUGGAUACAUUGAUCAACGUGCAAGUACAAUACACGUUCUCGGUUGGUGUUGUUGGUAAAUAUGGGUCGCUCCUCCAAAGAUAAGCGUGAUAUCUACUACCGCCUGGCCAAGGAGGAGGGCUGGAGGGCCAGGAGCGCUUUCAAAUUGCUGCAACUGGACGAGGAAUUCGGACUGUUCAAAGGUGUCAGGAGGGCAGUGGAUCUGUGCGCUGCACCAGGCAGCUGGAGUCAAGUCCUUAGUCGUAAACUCAGAGGAAAAGAGGAAGGGAGUGAGGAAGUAAGGAGUGAGGAGGUGAAGAUUGUGGCUGUUGACCUCCAGGCUAUGGCCCCACUACCAGGGGUUACACAGAUUCAGGGAGACAUUACCAAGAUAUCUACCGCCCAGGAGAUAAUCAGACAUUUUGAGGGCCAGUCUGCAGACCUGGUCGUGUGUGAUGGGGCACCAGAUGUGACGGGACUUCAUGAUGUGGAUGAGUAUAUUCAAGCUCAGCUCUUAUUGGCAGCUCUAAACAUUACCACACAUGUUCUGAAACCCGGAGGGACGUUUGUGGCCAAGAUAUUCCGGGGUAAAGAUGUGACCUUGUUGUACUCCCAGCUGAAGAUCUUCUUCAGUGGUGUAACUUGUGCCAAGCCGCGCAGCAGCAGGAACUCCAGCAUAGAGGCGUUUGUGGUUUGUCAGAAUUACACUCCUCCUGAGGGAUAUGUCCCCAACAUGUCCAACCCCCUGCUGGACCACUCAUAUGAUGUAGAUUUCAACCAGCUAGAGGGGCCGAAUCGGAUCAUUGUUCCUUUUCUGGCCUGUGGGGAUCUCAGUGCAUUUGACUCCGACAGAACCUAUCCACUCCAGCUGGAUGGCAGUAAAGAAUACCAGUACACGCCCCCCACCCAGCCCCCAAUUUGCCCACCCUACCAACAGGCUUGUCAUUUGCGCAAGAAUAACCUAUUGGCUAAAGAGGAUUCCCCUUCCCUCCCAUUGGAUGAAGCCUUUUCCUCCAUGGAACUUUCAAGCCAUCAAGGAGAAACCCCUGCCCAUUCAUCAGCCUCCUCAACACAGAACACUGUCAAAUAACAUUACAAAAAGGUUCAUCAAGAUACAUAGUACUGUACAUGAGUACGUUUUUAAUUUCUUAGAUUUCUCAAACAAUAAAUCGAUUUUACCAUUUCCUUUAA